AUGCUCAAAGGUGAGCGUCAAGUAGAUGUUGCGGUGGAAGCUAUUGUGUUUGACAUUAAGAUGCUUGCUGGCAAGCUCCAACAUGUUGUUUUUUUAGCUACUCCCGGUCAGUGUAAUAAGGCAGCGCAUGAGGUUGUGGCCUCUGUGUCUAGAGUAGGUGGUAACCACAUUUGGGACCAAGUGUCGCCUAAGUGGAUUUUUGAUAUUUUAGUUAGUGAUGUAAACCUUGCUAUUCGUCUUUAA
Molecule: messenger RNA, 243 nt
Organism: Prunus armeniaca (apricot)
Lineage: Eukaryota; Viridiplantae; Streptophyta; Magnoliopsida; Rosales; Rosaceae
Source: the annotation of a GenBank genome assembly